AAGCAAGAUCAACCAAAGAGAUUCUGUUUGGCAAAAGAAAGAAAACCUCAAAACCAGAGAGAAUGGCAGGCAUAGGUCCGAUUUCACAGGACUGGGAACCGGUGGUGAUCCGGAAGAAGGCGCCGAACGCCGCCGCCAAGAAGGACGAGAAGGUCGUCAACGCCGCUCGCCGUGCCGGUGCCGAGAUCGAGACCCUCAAAAAAUCUACUGCUGGAACGAACAAGGCUGCCUCUAGUAGUACUACUUUGAACACAAGAAAGCUCGAUGAAGAAACAGAGAAUCUUGCUCAUGAAAGAGUACCAACGGAACUGAAGAAAGCCAUCAUGCAGGCUCGUAUGGACAAGAAACUUACCCAGGCUCAGCUUGCUCAGAUGAUCAAUGAGAAACCCCAAAUCAUCCAAGAGUAUGAAUCUGGAAAAGCCAUUCCAAAUCAGCAAAUAAUUGGCAAAUUAGAGAGGGCUCUUGGUUGCAAGCUUCGAGGGAAGAAGUGAGGCAAUUCAUUUGUCGAAACAGCAAAUAAAGCUUUAACACUACUCAUCGUCAGUGUUUCUCGAGUCUUAAAAUCGGUUAUGUACAUGAGCUUCUCUACCCCGUUAUUAUGGCUUGUGUGUGCAAACUUAUCCUACGUUCUGAGUUGAAUAUAAAUCUGUCUUUGUUAGUAAAUCUAGCAUGUCAUUGGCUGCAAUGUUUACUAUUUUUCCUCUCAUCUUGAAUUAUCUGAUCAAAAUACAUUCAUUUGAUGAGCUCAAGGAUGCUUUGUCUCAUUUGUUUCUGCUACCAAUAGCUUUCCACGGUUAAUCAUAGAACAUGCAGAUGCAGUAAGACGCUGGAAUACUACUGUUACUGGAAAUGUCAAACUGGAUUUGAUAAAAUCUUGCAGGACCAUCAAGUCCUUAGUAGAAUAUAAGAUCGAUGCAUUC
Rubroshorea leprosula is the source of this 920-nucleotide messenger RNA. The record is from the annotation of a GenBank genome assembly. NCBI's taxonomy places the organism in Eukaryota, Viridiplantae, Streptophyta, Magnoliopsida, Malvales, Dipterocarpaceae.